This is a messenger RNA of Siniperca chuatsi (mandarin fish), 6560 nucleotides long. It is a transcript of the gene myofl, whose product is annotated as myoferlin like. NCBI's taxonomy places the organism in Eukaryota, Metazoa, Chordata, Actinopteri, Centrarchiformes, Sinipercidae. The record is from RefSeq and is a predicted model, not a curated record. The transcript has 53 exons. Gene Ontology annotation, biological process: plasma membrane organization. Gene Ontology annotation, cellular component: membrane. The coding region runs from base 48 to 6284 and encodes 2078 amino acids.
CAACGGAAUAUGAUUCGUUUCUCUGAAUAAAUUUGGACUUUAUCAAAAUGCUGCGGGUCAUUAUUGAGUCCGCAAGUGGGAUCCCCAAAAAGAAACUUGGAAAUCCAGAUCCAAUAGCUACGGUGGUCUUUAGAGGUGAAAAGAAGAAAACCAAAGCAGUUGACAAUGAAUUGAAUCCUGUUUGGAAUGAAGUGCUUGAAUUUGAUCUGAAAGGCUCUUCCUUGGAUGCAUCUUCAUUCAUCAACGUGGUUGUAAAAGACUAUGAAACAAUCGGCAAAGACAAGUUCAUUGGCUCGGCAAAAAUCUCUCUGACAGACUUGGCCAGUGGUCAAGUGAAGUCCCUCCCAUUCAAGAAUGUGCCCUUGAUCAAUGAGAAACAACAGGCUGUUGGGGCAACCAUUAAUUUGCUCCUUGUGUAUGAGCCACUUUCCAGCACUACUCCAAACCUAAAUGAUCAACCGGCUGGAGACAUGUCUCAUGUGGAUGCUGGAGUCAGUGAUGAAGAUGAUGAGGGGGAGGAAGACGUGGAGGGAGGAGGUCCAGGAGCUCCCACUUCACCAAACCAGCCUGGGAAACCCAGCCACAAGCCAAUCCGUCUCAGCCGUAAGAGGCAUAGAGCCCUGGCCAAUAAGCCUCAGGACUUCCAGAUUCGUGUUCGGGUUAUCGAGGGCCGACAGUUGCCUGGCAACAACAUCAAGCCAGUGGUGAAGGUGAAUGUAUGUGAACAGACCCACAGGACUAGAAUCAGAAGAGGAAAUAACCCGUUCUUUGACGAGAUGUUUUUCUACAACGUUAACAUGCUCCCUUCAGAACUGUUGGACGAGAGCAUCAGUCUUCGGGUUUAUGACUCCUUCUCCCUCAGAUCUGACAGUCUAAUGGGAGAGUUCAAGCUGGAUGUUGGCUACAUCUAUGAUGAACCAGGUCAUGCGAUAAUGAGGAAAUGGCUCCUCCUGAGUGAUCCUGAUGACUCCAGCUCAGGGGCCAGAGGUUACCUGAAAGUCAGCAUAAUUGUUUUGGGCACUGGAGAUGAGCCACCGACUGACAGGAGAGAGAUAAGCGAGGAGCAGGAUGACAUAGAAAGCAAUCUUUUGUUGCCAGCUGGUGUCACAAUGCGAUGGGCAACUCUCAACCUCAAAGUCUACCGUGCCGAGGAUAUGCCACAGAUGGAUGAUGCCUUUAUUCAGUCGGUAAAACAGGUCUUUGGAGGGGAUGGAGAUAGGAAAAACUUGGUGGAUCCAUAUUUGGAAGUCAGCUUUGCUGGCAAGAAGCUGCGCACCAAAAUCAUUGAGAAAAAUGCUAAUCCGGAGUGGAAUCAACUAAUCAGUCUCCAAGUCAAGUUCCCGUCCAUGUGUGAACGCAUCAAGCUGACUAUGUAUGACUGGGAUCGUCUAACCAAGGAUGAUGCCAUAGGGACAACAUAUUUAAAUCUGAGCACAAUGUCUUCCUCUGGUGGAGAGAUUGAAGACAAACGGGCUGAAAAUUGCAACACAGUGUCUGAAUUGAGCAGCGAAGCAUCAGAGGUUGGGUUUCUCCCAGCUUUUGGGCCUUGCUAUGUCAACCUGUACGGUAGCCCAAGAGAGUUUACUGGCCUGCCCGACCCAUAUGAGGAACUCAACUUUGGAAAGGGUGAAGGGGUCGCUUACAGGGGGAGGGUCCUUGUUGAGCUGUCCACUCAGCUGGAUGGAAAGGUUGAUAAGAAUGUGGAUGACAUCUCCAGUGAUGACAUCCUAGUGGCACAGAAAUACCAGCGGAGGAGGAAGUACUGUCUGUGCGCUGUGUUCCACAGUGCGUGCAUGCUCCAAGAACCGGGCGAGCCAAUCCAGUUCGAGGUCAGCAUUGGUAACUAUGGUAACAAGCUGGACUCCACCUGCAAGCCCCUGUCAUCCACCACCCAGUACAGCUACGCUGUGUUUGAUGGUAAUCACUAUCAUUACCUGCCCUGGGCUGACACUAAGCCUGUAGUGAUUCUCACUUCAUACUGGGAAGACAUCAGCCACCGCCUGGACUCUGUCAACAUUCUCCUCUUCAUCGCUGAAAGACUGGAGUCCCACCUCACCUCUUUAAAAACAGCCAUCUUAGCCAAGGUUUCUGAGACACGUCUGGCAGAGAUUUGGCUCAAACUCAUCAACCACAUGAUUGAGGACCUUAACAGUUUCCAGCUUCCAGAGCUGGAGGGCCAGCCCAAUGUGACUGUACUGGAUCUCCAGAUGAAAAACCUGCGUGAUGCUGCUGUGAAAAGUAUCACACGGAUGGCCAGUCGCAUGAGAGAGGAGGCCACAGAUGUCAAGGCUACUGUCGGUGACAUUGAAGACUGGUUGGACAGAAUCAAACAGCUGGCAGACGAACCUCAGAACAGCAUGCCAGAUGUGAUCAUCUGGAUGUUAAGAGGAGAGAGGCGGGUGGCUUUUGCCCGAGUCCCAGCAAACCAGAUCCUGUACUCCAACUUCAGCGAACAGUCACGUGGCAAACACUGUGGACAGACCCAGACCAUCUUCAUGCAGUACCCCAUGGACAAAAAUAAAGGUGUGAAGAUCCCUGUUCAGCUGCGGGUCAACAUGUGGCUCGGGCUCUCUGCUCAUGAGAAGAAGUUCAACAGCUUCUCAGAAGGGAACUUCAGUGUAUUUGCUGAAAUGUAUGAGAACCAGGCCCAUGUGAUUGGGAAGUGGGGAACUACCGGCCUGGUUGGUCGCCAUAAGUUUUCAGAUGUGACUGGAAAGGUGAAACUCAAACAAGAGCGCUUCCUGCCACCACGUGGAUGGGAAUGGGAGGGAGACUGGUUUGUUGACCCUGAGCGAUGCCUGUUGACAGAAGCAGAUGCGGGCCACACAGAGUUCACAGAUGAAGUUUUUCAGAAUGAAACACGUUUCCCUGGUGGGGAGUGGAAACCCGCUGCAGAGCCCUACACAGACGUGAAUGGAGAAAAGACUCAAAGCCCAAGAGAGUAUGAGUGUCCACUGGGAUGGACAUGGGAGGAUGACUGGAGCUUUGACAGCAACAGGGCUGUUGAUGAGAGAGGUUGGGAAUAUGGAGUUACCAUUCCUCCUAAUGAUAAGCCCAAAUCCUGGGUUGCAGCAGAGAAAAUGUACCAUGUCCAUCGCAGGAAGAGACUCAUAAGACCACGGAAGAAGAUAUCUGAUAAAAUGGCUGCUACUGAGAGGCAAGAACCAGGGGAAGGCUGGGAAUACUCUUCCCUCAUUGGCUGGAAGUUCCACAGAAAGGAGCGCACGUCUGACACGUUCCGCCGCCGCCGCUGGAGAAGAAAGAUGGUCCCAUCAGAUCGCAUCGGGGCCUGCGCCAUCUUCAGACUGGAAGGGGCAUUAGGGGUUGAUAUUGACGAGAAGGCCAGUAAAACGGAUGCAGCCAAAGUAUUUGGUGCCAACACACCCACUGUUUCCUGCCACUUCAGCCGGUCCUACUUUUACCAUCUGAGAGUGUACGUGUAUCAGGCGAGGAAUCUCUGUGCCAUGGACAAAGACAGCUUCUCAGAUCCCUACGUCCAUGUGUCAUUCCUACAUCUGAGUAAGACCACGGAAGUCAUAAGGGCCACCCUGAACCCCACAUGGGAUCAGACUCUCAUCUUUGAGGACAUUGAAAUCUACGGAGACCCACAAAGUAUUGCCCGCAACCCUCCUGAUGUGGUGUUGGAGCUGUACGACAGUGAUCAAGUGGGUAAAGAUGAGCCCAUGGGUCACUGUACAUGCCCCCCAGUUGUGAAACUGAACCCCAGUGUGGCCGUUAGUCCUAAACUGCUGUGGUUCCCAGUCACCAAAAAAGGUCGCAGUGCUGGGCAGGUACUGCUGGCUGCAGAGCUCCUGCUGAAGGACAAGGUGAAUGAUGGAGAUCUGCCCCUGGUGCCUCCUCGACGGGGAGAGAAGCUCUACAUGGUUCCCCAGGGAAUCAGGCCCGUAGUCCAGCUCACUGCGAUUGAGGUCUUGACUUGGGGCUUGAGGAACAUGAAGACCUACCAGUUGGCCACAAUUUCCUCCCCCAGUUUGAUAGUGGAAUGUGGUGGUGAGAGUAUUCAAACCGCUGUAAUCAAGAACUUCAAAAAGAACCCAAACUUCCCUGGAUCCAUUCUGCUACUCAAAGUGCUUCUCCCCAAAGAGGAGAUGUACACCCCUCCCAUUGUGCUGAAGGUAAUCGACCACCGACCAUUCGGAAGGAAACCUGUAGUGGGUCAGUGCACCAUCGACUGCCUGGAGCAGUUUCGCUGUGAUCCGUAUGGCAUUAACAGUGAAGUCUGCAUGUCUGCUAGAGUGGCAAUGAUAGCUGCUGCCCAGGGAGAUGUUGUCAUAGACAUUGAGGAGAGACCCAUCAUGAUAACUGAGCUUCAAGCAGAAAAGGAGGCGGAAGCAGUAGACUGGUGGAGUAAGUUCUAUGCCUCUGUUGGAGAGCAGGAAAAGUGUGGGCCUUACCUGAAAAAGGGAUACGACAAAUUACAGGUAUAUGACAGUGAACUAGAAAAGGUUGCACAGUUCCAGGGUCUCACUGAUUUCUGCAGCACUUUCCAACUUCAGCGAGGAAAGACUGAAGAUGAGGAAGAUGAUCCCUCUGUGGUGGGAGAGUUCAAGGGCUCAUUCAAGAUUUACCCACUGUCUGACGACCCAGGGGUGCCAGCUCCACCCCGCCAGUUCAAAGAGCUUCCUGAGAGCGGACCUCAGGAGUGUCUGAUCAGGAUUUAUGUGGUGCGUUGUAUUAACUUGCAGCCUAAGGAUACAAAUGGCAUGUGUGACCCAUACAUUAAGAUUACACUGGGGAGGAAAACACUGGAUGACAGAGAUAACUACAAACCAAACACCCUUAAUCCAGAGUUUGGGAGGAUGUUUGAGCUGUCCUGCUUCAUGCCUCAAGACAAGGACCUGAAGAUUGCUGUGUAUGACUAUGACUUACUGAGCAGAGAUGAAAAAGUGGGUGAGACAGUCAUCGAUUUGGAGAACAGACUCCUGUCUCAUUUCAGGCCCUGCUGUGGCCUGCCACAGACUUACUGUGUUUCAGGGAUCAAUCGGUGGAGAGACCAACUGAAGCCUUCUCAGAUCCUCCACAACGUGGCUAGGGUGAGAGGCGUCCCUCCUGCACGCAUAGAGGGAGAUGGCAGCUCACUGUCCUACUCGGGAAAACAAUAUAACCUGCAAGAUUUUGAGGCAAACACUGUAAUCCACCCGCACUUGGGCCCAGCCAGAGAGAGGCUGGCCCUGCAUGUCCUCAGAAACCAGGGCUUGGUACCAGAGCAUGUGGAGACCAGAACUCUGUGCAGCUCCCACCAACCCAACCUGUCUCAGGGACAAAUUCAAAUGUGGGUAGACAUUUUCCCCAAGAGCCUUGGUUUGCCAGGGCCUCCAUGUGAUAUCAUUCCACGCAAAGCCAAGAAGUACUUCUUGCGAGCCAUCAUUUGGAACACAACUGAUGUCACUCUGGACGAAACAAGCAUCACUGGAGAAAACAUGAGUGACAUCUAUGUCAAAGGAUGGAUGCCAGGUAUGGAGGAGGACAAGCAGAAGACUGAUGUCCACUACAGAUCCCUGGAUGGUGAUGGAAAUUUCAACUGGAGGUUCAUCUUUGAGUUUGACUACCUGCCUGCAGAACAGCUGUGCGUUGUCUCGAGGAAACAACACUUUUGGAAUCUGGACAAAACUGAAUUUAGGAUUCCACCUAAAUUGAUCAUCCAGAUAUGGGACAAUGACAAAUUCUCCCUGGAUGACUACUUAGGUUCAGUUGAGCUGGACCUAGUCAAUCUGAUCCCCCCUGCUAAGAGCCCAGAAAAGUGCAGCCUAAAGAUGUUGCCAGGGAUGGCGGGCUCAGCUUCCUCCAAAAAACCACUGCCCAACUCACUCUUCUCCCAGAAGUCUGCACGAGGCUGGUGGCCAUGCGCAAUCGAGCAGGAUGGGAAACAUGUCCUUGGUGUAUGUUUAUAUUCCACAGCACAGUCCCUAGUUAAGUUUUUUUUGUUUCCUGGUUAUUGUUUAAGAAUGUGUUUCAAAAUGUCACAGGGGAAAGUUGAGAUGACACUGGAAAUAGUGGAGGAGAAGGAGAUGGAGGAAAGACCUGCUGGGAAAGGCAGAGAUGAGCCAAACAUGAAUCCCAAACUGGACCAACCCAACCGCCCUGACACGUCAUUCUUCUGGUUUACAAAUCCUUGUAAGACCAUGAAGUUCAUAAUUUGGCGCAGAUUCAGAUGGAUUUUCAUUUUAACGAUUAUCCUUCUGCUGGUUAUCUUGUUCCUCGGGAUCCUGUUCUACUCCCUACCGAACUACAUCUCAAUGAAGAUUGUGAAGCCUUUCUCCUAAGGAGUAUUGCAGAGAAGCUAUCUGCCUUCCUGCUGCAGAAUCUAUGGUCCUCUUCACUAUUACCGUCCCUCAGAAAUAUCUCUGUUGAUGCCAUAGCAGACUGAUAUUCAGCAUUCUCCUCUCACAUAAUCAUAUCAGACCUGUCUGGGUUUUUUUUCACUCUCCAUAUUGCUUAUGUUUCUUGUGUAGCAAAUAAUCUCUCUUAUGUUCAAAUUUUGAAAAAAAAAACCAAGAAUGUCAAGAAUGAUAUAUUUUAAUAAACUUUGUAUAAACAAA